AUGAAUUCGCUUCUGACCUGUCGAAAGAGGGUACGCCCAGUUGCUUUAGAUGAGCUAUCAUCGGCUGAAGACCGUUUUCAAGGCGUCCUUGUCCGUCACACAGAUCCAGGAGGGCUCACUUGGGAGCAAUAUGAACAAGGGAUCAAGGUCUGGUGCGCAGAGCACGAUGUUAAUCCUGUUACACCGCCUCCAGGCAACGAGAACGUACUCGAGAUUGCGCAUUUCAACGACAUAUACCAGGCGGCUGUGAUGAACGCGCUGAACGUUGAGAUUAGCGUUGCAGGUAAGGAAACCACGAGUUUGAUUUUGGCUACCGUCGAUUGGCGGAGCUUAUCUCUGAUACAAACUUGCCCUGGCUUCCUAGUAACAUCAUUGACAACAGACACCGGCGCCGUUCCCGAGCCUCUGACGGCCUUCCACGUGAUCGAAAGGGCUGGAGUCCAUAUAGGUUUCAUCGGCUUGGUAGAGAAGGAAUGGAUCGCGACUAUUACUGGCUGGCCAGACACUUUUGAAUGGAAGGAUAUGGCUGAAGUGGGCAAGAAUCUCUCCAAAGUCCUUCGAGAGUCUCCCCACAAUUGCGAUUUGGUCUUUGCUUUGACGCAUUCGAGAAUUCCGAACGAUAUCAAACUUGCUGAGGAACUUCACGCCCUCGCUCCUCGGGCGCAAGACGGAUCCAACAUUGCUUCUGAGCACGGUGUCGAUCUGUUACUCGGAGGGCACGACCAUAUCUACUGGAUUUUCAAAGGUCUCGGAUCGUGGGAUGGCUACAAUGUCAACCUAUCACUCCCAGAUGCAUCGAAUGACAUCGGAAACGCGCUAAUCGUGAAGAGCGGUACUGACUUCCAAGAGCUCAGUGAAGUUACUCUUACACUAAAGGAUACACCCCCGGGAUCCGUCAGGAAGAAGCUUAUCGAGUCCAUCAGUGGCAUCCGACACCUCACUACCGGCGACUUGGCCGUUGAACCGAGAUCGUAA
Molecule: messenger RNA, 975 nt
Organism: Suillus fuscotomentosus
Lineage: Eukaryota; Fungi; Basidiomycota; Agaricomycetes; Boletales; Suillaceae
Product: Metallo-dependent phosphatase-like protein
Exons: 9
Coding region: 1-975 (324 amino acids)
Biological process (GO): nucleotide catabolic process
Molecular function (GO): hydrolase activity
Source: RefSeq, a predicted model, not a curated record